AUACAAUUUCCGGUUCCGGUAAUUUGUUCUGUGCUGCCUUGUGCAUUUACUAGUAUAAACUCAAUAAAAUUCUAUUAAACUUUUGCAUUUGGUAAACAAUUUAGUGGAUUUGAAACAUCGAUGAUAGCGUAGUCAGUUACAACACAGCUUUAGUAUCUUACUGAAUCUAACAUGAACAAUGAAAAUGUUAACGAUUGGGAAAAUGAUGAAGAAUUACUAGGAGAUGAUGCAACUAAUAAUUUAAGGGAGGAAGAAAUCGAUGAGGAAGCUCUUCUCAGAUUGUCUGACGAAGAAGAAAAGAUUAAGGACGAUGCACCUGAUGAAGAUUUUGUGGUCGACGUCAACGCUCAAGAAGAAGAAGAGGUUCUAAAUUCCAAGAACUUUGAACCCGUCGGAAACGAGGAAAUUGACUCUACCAAUGCUUUAGACUUUGAACCAGAUGAAGAAGAAGUAUCUGUUACAAAGGGACGACAUAUGAAAGAAGACGAUGGCUCAGAUUAUGAUAGUGAUAAUAAACAAACAAGAGAACGUUUUCGUUCUGAGAGACAAAACGUGACCAAUGAAGUCAAAUCAAUAGAGAGUAUGCUGCCUCAGAACAAGAACAAGCCCAUUAAACAUUUCAUGCCCCGUACUAGGCAAUUUCGUCCUAAACACAGGCCGCCUGUGCCCAUGAGAAACAAACAACAUGCUCUUGACUUUUUGAUGGCACAAACAGCAGUUGCAGCGGCAGCCGCACCCCGAAGGUUUCCACCACCAUCUUCGAUGCAUAUUCUACCAAAUUUAAGUGCUCCCGCCCCCCCACUCAACAUGCCUAGUGGGCCAAGGAAAAUUUUAAUAAAUCCACACUUUAGAGGAGAAGCAAAUUCGGGUCAUCCGAAUAACAACUUUUCACCUUUCAAUAUGUCUUCUGGCCCACCACCACCACCCUUUCCUAGUCAUCCGCCACCUCCUUUCCCUCAUACUGGAAUGCUGCCUCCAUUUGAUGUUGUGCCAGGCCAACCACAGAUGCAAAAUUUUGGUCAAUUUCCCCCUGGACAAAAUUUUCCACCUCCGUCAACACAACCCUUUCCCCCUGGAUUCCCACGAAUGCCAUCUGCCUCAGCCAGUAAUUGGCCUCUGAAUAUCCCAUCAAAUUAUGAUCGGUCCAGAUAUAAUGAACCUAGGAGACGUCGCGUUUCUUCUUCAUCAAGUGACUCAGAUCAUCGUCAUAGCAGGCGCAGUAGGAGGAAAAGACGUUCUCGUCGAAGUUCAUCUGACUCUCGUUCACCUAUUCGUGGUCGUCGUUCAAUUAGCCGCAGCUGGUCCAGAAGCCCAAAAAGAAGGUCUCGUUCACCGUCCAUACGCAGAAAAGAGCCUAAGCAAAAAGUUAAAGAAUAUGUUGAUACAUCUAAACCUUUGUUGCAAGAAGUUGAUCCUGAGUUUGCUAAGAAGCUUGAAGAACAGAAGAAGCUUAGGGAGAAAGUGCUCCGUCAAAAGGAAUUACGUCGCCUGGAGAAAAUUCAACAAGCAGAAGAGAACGAAAAGAAAGACGUAUUUAAUGAAGAUAAAAACCGCUCACAAACACAUAAAACCAUUACUAAGACUGUCACAAAAUGCUAUCAGUCCAAAGAAGGUAGCAUUGUUAAAACCAAAAAAGUUUUUCAAACGACUGUUCCAGUUUCAAAAGAAAAAGAAGAUGACGAUAGUAAAAUAAUUGCUAAAAAGCGCAUUGUAAAAUUGCCAACCGUGCAACGAGGAGCAGCGGAUAGCUCAACGCAAUCCGAUAAUCUACAAAUAUCUUCAGAUAAUAAACGAAGAAUUGUUGUGGCAUCAAAUUCAUCAAAACAGCAGAAAACCUGCAAAGUGAUAGUGGAAGGUCUGUCAGAAGUCACUUCAAAACAACAAUUACACAAUCUAGCUACAUCAAUUGGAAAGGUAGACGACGUUAACGUAAUGUCAAAGGAGCGCAAGGCGAUUAUUACUUUCUCAAAUACAGCUGACGUAGCAAUGUUCGUCAGGAAAUAUAACAAGCAUAUGUUGGACCUCAGCCAUAUAAGCGUCGCUCCCUUUUACCAAUAAAUGACUGUUGAAACAUUUCUUUUUUUAUAAAUCAGGUAGGUCAAUUGUUUUUUUGUAUAUAAUUUUCAUGUAGUAUUUAUAGUAUUUUUUCUUGGUGUAAAAAAUAAAAAUCCUACACCUAAAAAAAUUAACUUUUUUUGUUAGUGUUUGUUACGUAACUGCAGGCAGCUACGGAUCCUUUUUUUAGUUGUUUUUUUUUUAAAUAAAAAACAAUUAAAUUAAUAAAAA
This is a messenger RNA of Dimorphilus gyrociliatus, 2286 nucleotides long. The record is from the annotation of a GenBank genome assembly. Lineage: Eukaryota; Metazoa; Annelida; Polychaeta; Dinophilidae.